Molecule: messenger RNA, 615 nt
Organism: Triticum turgidum subsp. durum (durum wheat)
Lineage: Eukaryota; Viridiplantae; Streptophyta; Magnoliopsida; Poales; Poaceae
Source: the annotation of a GenBank genome assembly
AUGCACAGGAGCAAGGGGAAGCUGUCGGGCGUCCUCAGCAAGGGCUUCAAGCCCGACAAGUGCAAGAUUGCCCUCAAGAUGGCCAUGGCGCGGAUCAAGCUGCUGCGGAACAAGAAGGAGGUGCAGGUGUGCCAGAUGCGCCGCGAGGUCGCGCAGCUGCUCGACGGCAACCAGGACCAGACCGCGCGCAUCAGGGUUGAACAUGUCAUAAGGGAAGAGAAGUUCAUGCAAGCAUAUGACUUGAUUGAAGUGUACUGCGAACUUAUAGUGGCACGCAUGUCCAUUAUUGAUUCACAGAAGACUUGCCCUAUUGAUCUGAAGGAGGCAAUAGCGAGUGUUAUAUUUGCAUCAAUGAGAUGUUCAGAUGUCACAGAACUAGCAGAUGUUCGGAAGAAUUUCACAAGCAAGUAUGGGAAAGAAUUUGCCACAUCAGCUCUUGAAGUGCGACCUGACAGUGGUGUAAACCGUCUGGUAAUCGAGAAGCUCUCAGCAGGAGCACCGGAUGUACAGACUAAAACCAAAACCUUGAGCUCAAUUGCGGCAGAGCAUAACAUAAAAUGGGAGCCAAAAGCAUUUGAGGAGCAGAAGCAAAAUGAAGAUCGGAUGGUAAAUUGA